AUGCGCUACGACGACUGGGAUGUGAUCCUCUUCCCUAAGGACUCUCACGUACCGAUACAGGAGUUCAAGACUGCCUGUUAUGUCUCACCUGAAGAGUAUGGCCGCCAGCUGCCUACUUUGACAUGUUACAUCAACUCGUUGCCAACGUCUACGCCGUUUCGCAUCUCUGUACACUCAUGGGCUACGCUAUCAAAAGCCUCGCCGCUCAUCGAAUCCCGACGGAAGACGAACCAGAAGGUCGUAUACACUGUUCAGGUCAUUGUCGACGGGGCUAGAGUCUUUCGUGGCUUCUUCGACAUUACCUCAAAAUGGCCCCAGGAGAUCGCCCAUGAGAAGAGGUCGCUUACCAUCAAUGACUACCCCACAAGCCAACAGAGGCCAUACCUCGAAUUCCCACCCUUUCACCAUGGUACCCUCAUGCAAAGCUCGUGGGAUGCGCGCGAUCCAAAUGGACGUAUAAGGAUAACACUGUCGGAACAGCUGAUCACGAAGUCAACCAGCCCUGGGGAAGCGGACUUCGGUGCCACCAACGAUAUUGUUUGCUUCUCGUUCCAGCAUGCUCCAAAAGACAUCUUGGAACAAACGGGAAUCUCGUGGCCGAUACGGAACCCCCUAUAUCUACCCAAUGGCCUUGAACGAGCUACACACCUAUCGCAGACGUCCCCAACACUGUCUUGGGCCCCCAAAGUUCGACCUUUCAUAGGAGAUAUGCAAAUGCGAUCGCCGAUAUCGCAACGUUCUAUGUACAAUGUCGACAGGCCACCCAACAUCUUGCCAAAUCGACGAUCCAACGCACACUUGCCAUCUAUAUCGCAGUUUUCGAAGCCAGUUCCGAGCUUAAGAAACAACAGCCGCCUGGGUACAUGGGGCGAUACUCUCAACUCGCUCGGUGGUUGCGCCGAUGACGUGAGCAUGGAGACUUGGUCAACAAAGAGAACUACGUCAGGUUCAACUAGCGAUAUGGCUAUGCCUGAUUACUCGUACACAUCGUCACAUUUAUCAAGACAGGGCCCUCCACCAUGGAUGCCCGACAAGUCGCAAUACAGCCAGAGUAACAGCACAGAAUGGGAAAACCAUCAUCCAGGGAAAGACAAGGAAAGACAACUCGUCGUCACGCUUCGAGACGACCAACUAGGUCAGAUCAUUGAAGCCAUGAGCCCGCCAAAGCAGAAUUGUGAAUUACAGCAUGGGUUUUGUAACCAGCACCACGAGAAUGCUGGUAGGCCACCAACUGCUCACACAUACCAUCCGUCGAAGCCAGAAAUCGUUCCGCCAGUCAAUCGUCCAUCUUCAGCAUCUAUCGUUUGCAAGUCGUCCUAUGCGGAACUCAACAACGUCCUACGAAAUGCUUCGAACAAGCAGUCACAAACUAAACAACGGUCGCAAGAUAAGGUGAACGAUAAAUCUUCUACCCUGAACCAUCUUUCUGUUUCAACCAAUAAGGAAAACUACCCUCCUUCGCAGUCACGGUUGCCCACACCUUUUCCGCACGCGAAUCGCGUGCCCACACCAAACCCUUUCGCACAGAGGUUGCCAACUUACACCUCAGAUGUCUCGAUGAGGGACCCAUCCAUCGCCCUCUCAAGUAUAUAUAGAUUCAAUCGAAGUGAGGAGCCACCUCUAACCGCCGAACCUGCUAAAUUUGGGUCUGCUCACGGCCCAUCAACUGUAAAUAUUAGGGGCAGGAAAGAAGGCUUCACUUCCAGUUUACCAAGGCUAUCGGAUCAAGCAAUGCGCCAUGACCAGAGCUCCCCACCAUCACCAAAUUCAGGGUCUCAGACAGUACAUAAUUUCGCCUCUAAGGGUCAAGACAAACCUUUACAUGACACUCAGGACGGUAUCCCUGACCUAGUUGAAGUAAUCGACGUGGACGCUAUUGAUGCGCAUUUAGCCACCAACGCCGCUUUGGACGGUACGAAGCUUUCUCCGUUCAAACCCUGUCAUAAGACUGGAGUGUCGCUUUCAAGCAUCGACAGUACCGGCCGUCUAGAGAGACAGCUAUUCAGCGCCCUAGGCGAGGAACUGGGCAGCUUUGAGCACCAUAUCGACAACACAGGCAUUGGACCCGAACUUACGCAGACAAUUGGCAGCGGAAUGGCACAUUCUGAUGUCAGCAGCACUGUCAUACUGAAUCCGACAGCGAGCGACUUUGAGCCAACUAUCAAGCGUAAGAGACAGGUUACAUUAAGUCAUGGUGAUAGAGAGAGGAGCCCAAUGACGAAGAAGGAGAAGGCCGAGUUGGUUCGUGCUGAGGGUCAGGAUGAGGAGGUGGUGGUGUGCUUGAGAGGAGACUGA
This is a messenger RNA of Alternaria arborescens, 2295 nucleotides long. RefSeq lists its product as hypothetical. NCBI's taxonomy places the organism in Eukaryota, Fungi, Ascomycota, Dothideomycetes, Pleosporales, Pleosporaceae. Bases 1 to 2295 code for a protein of 764 amino acids. The record is from RefSeq and is a predicted model, not a curated record. The transcript has 5 exons.